Molecule: messenger RNA, 4485 nt
Organism: Haemorhous mexicanus (house finch)
Lineage: Eukaryota; Metazoa; Chordata; Aves; Passeriformes; Fringillidae
Gene: SLC25A38
Product: solute carrier family 25 member 38
Exons: 7
Coding region: 60-926 (288 amino acids)
Biological process (GO): glycine import into mitochondrion
Cellular component (GO): mitochondrion; mitochondrial inner membrane
Molecular function (GO): glycine transmembrane transporter activity
Source: RefSeq, a predicted model, not a curated record
CGCUCGGGGCUGGGCCUCGCCGCUGCCCGCCGCGCUCUGGGGCUGCGGGCGGCGCUGGGAUGCCGGGCCGGGAGGCGGAGAUGCAUCCAGUCCUAAAGGCCUUUGUAUGCGGCUCCAUCAGUGGCACUUGUUCCACGCUCCUCUUCCAACCCCUUGACCUGCUGAAAACGCGCCUGCAAACUCUGCAGCCUGCUGUGAAUGGGUCUCGUCGUGCUGGGAUGGUAACGCUGCUCUUUAGGGUUGUUCGUACUGAGAGUAUUCUGGGGCUCUGGAAAGGUGUCUCUCCAUCCUUUGCAAGAUGUAUUCCUGGGGUUGGGAUUUACUUCAGCACUUUGUACAUGAUGGAGCAAAAGUUUCUUGUGGACCGUUCACCCACAGCCCUGGAGUCUGUCUUCCUGGGUGCCGCUGCUCGUGCAGUUUCUGGGAUUUGCAUGUUGCCAGUGACUGUCGUGAAGACCCGGUAUGAGAGUGGAAGAUUUGGCUAUGGGAGUGUGUAUGGAGCCCUGAAGAGUGUCUAUCAGACCGAGGGAGCUCGUGGCAUGUUCAGUGGGCUCACAGCGACACUGCUGCGGGAUGCACCCUUCUCUGGCAUCUACCUGAUGUUCUACACACAGACCAAAAACCUCACAUCUCAGGGCCAGCUGGAUCCAGUGCUCGUGCCCUUGCUGAAUUUUGGCUCUGGGAUCUUUGCGGGGAUCUUGGCCUCUUUGGCAACGCAGCCUGCUGAUGUCAUCAAAACACACAUGCAGCUGUCACCCCAAAAGUACCACAGGACAAGCCAGGCCAUCGCCUUUAUCUACAAGGACUUUGGGCUGGUUGGCUUUUUCCGAGGCGGUGUGCCCCGAGUUCUCAGGCGCACUCUGAUGGCAGCAAUGGCAUGGACGGUGUAUGAACAGAUGAUGGAAAAAAUGGGCUUGAAAUCCUGACUGAGCUGCAUGAGAAAGGACCGGCUUCACUGCUUCUCCCGCUUGUUGUGAUCAACUGGCACUGAGAAGUUCCCAGUUCCACAGAGGAAUAAGCCUUCCUCAGCCAGGAAGGAAGCCCUUCUGAGACAGGAGAUUAGGCCUUUUGGCAAGUAGAGGAGGAGAGGAAGGAUUGGAUCUUUGCACUGUUUGAUCAAUGCAUUCCAGAAGGACUGCACUUGAAGACUGCCACGGGAAAUGGCAGGGUUUUCACAGCCUGGUAACUAUGCUGAGAAGCCCUUUUUAAAAAUAACUCUGUGCUCAUCACCUUUAUGCAGUGAGACAUUAUUAGAGCAAAAAUGUUUGAGGAGAAAGCAGUGAUGAUAAAACCUGCCAGCCUGUUCCUUGCAGGCGUGGCCAGAAAGGCCACAAUGACCACCAUCUGAUAUAGGUCCUCCUUCCUCAUAUGCUUUAUUCUCACAGGGGAACACUAGGCCCUGGUGGGAAACUGGAUGUGUGUCGUGAUGCUUACAUUGCGGGAGUGGGUGGAGGAGAAAUGAAGUGCUGAGGAAAAGCUACAAACAUGGUCUCUGUCAUCACUUUUGUACUGUGGGUGAUUGCAGAGAAAGUAACUGGAACCGCCUUGCUGUGUUAUGUGUUAUUAUGUUAUUGAGCACCUUAACAUGCUUGAAAUGUCCUUCUGCCUCUACAGCAGAGUUUGCACAGGAAUUAAGAAGCAUAAGGCACUUUAGAAUUGAUUGCUACCAAAGUUCUACUUGUUCUCUGAAAAAAAAAAAAAAAAAGCUGCUGGAAAAAAAAAACUACAGCAGAAACACUCAAGUGGGUCUUGUUGGGUUUUUUUUAUGCAGUUGUCGUAGAGACUUAUUUGCUUCCUAUUUUUUAUUUGUUAAUCCCUGAUCAGCACCCUCAGUGUGAACUGGUCCUUAGAUGUACCUUUUAGGGCCGUGGCUCAUAAUGCAUAUAUGUAUAAUGGAAACAGAUAUAGAUACUGGCACUUCAGAUUUCCCUUAAAACAUCACCGAUUGCAUGUGGAGUAUGUUUUGGUUUGGAAAGAAAAGGUUGCUAUUUCUGUAAGCUUUCUCCAAAGUUUGAGCCCUGUGGGUGCUUGGUAGUGACCUUUAAUUCCCUUAGGACUCCACACAGACCCUUCUCAUUUUCCUGGCUGAUCUUUUUCUCUUAUCAGGUAGUCCAUGUUCGAGUAUGCCUGAGUUUAAAUACACUUUUCAUCCUCUGUGCCUUCUUACUCUUUCCUGCUGUGUUACUCAAACCUCACAGUGUGUGCCAAGUGCAGCCUGAUCCCCCCUUCACUUGUGCCUCUGUGGUGGGUUGGGUCCCUUGCAGCUCUGUUAGCAUAGCCAUGAAGCUGGUGUGGAAAUGUGCAUCCUGUUCUGUAGUGUGCCUUGCAGAAGACUUAGCUUUGGCUUUUAUUUUCUUAAAUAUCUAGAGAUACUGCAAUUGACUUUAGAACCAGAGCACCUGUCUCUAAACAUGAAGGUAGGACACUGUAGCUGUAUGAACAACCAGUGGUACCUACCCGUUGUUCAUAAAUUUUAGAGUGUAUUUUGGACAAUCACUGCCUGCCCAGGCAACUUCCCAAGUGCAAGAACAGAGGGCAUGUGGGUUGUUAAAGGUGUUCUUUACCAGAUUUCAACUCCAAGAAUGCUGGAUGACUGAUGUAUAAGUUGAGGGAAACAUAAGAGGACAGCAUGGAGGCUUGGAAAGUGCUGCCUGUUUUCUGACUCAGCCCAUCUGUGAGGGGAGGUGGGUGCUCUGCAGUGCAGGAGUCUCCAAGAAUGGUGGUGGAGGGUUCUGUGCGCACAUCUACGUGUUAGCAACAGAGCACUGCAUCAAAUCAGGCAUGUGGCACGUUAUUUGCUAAAUCCUAAAUGUGAACACCUGUUCCUUUCUUUUGCUGUUCCUUCUGCCCUUAGUGACCAGAACUUGUGAGAGCGCAUGAAACCAUGGUAACUGCACAUCCUGCUUGUUUGCUGUCCUGAGCACUACUGACACACAGCUGGAGAACCAAGUCUAGGGUUGCUGACCUGGCAGAAUAAGGUGGCAAUCAGAUGAGUUACCUCAUUUGUCCUUUAUUCCCCUAUGUAUGGGAUCAAACUGGAAUUGUGCUGGGAGCCUGAAUUUAUUUGGUGCUUUAUAAAUCUGGCAUGUGAGUUGGAUCUGUUGAACAUCCUGGGCUGUGGUAGCUAAGGGCAGUGUGUGGGGUCACCUGCAAGGUGCUUCACACAUAUUUCAUUCCUGGUUUAGCAAUGGCAAAGCAAUGUGCAACCUGUGCAGACAGAAACUUAAGCUCUUAAAAAUGAGGUAGGCAAGCAAAGAAUGCAAACACUUUGGUGGCUUUUAUGUCCCUGUACUCCAGCCUGGUCAAGUAACAAUGGAAGAAGUAGAGAGUUUAUUUCCAUGUGCUAAUGUUUUAAGGUCUAGUGUGGGGUUGUUUGUUUGUUUUAAAUGUGGAAUCGGGCUUAAAGCAGUGUUAGCUUUUACUUGGAAAGUUUUUCCAUUCUGCUUUGGUGCUUUGUUCUUGGAAUAGAGUGAAAAACUAUAUGGUUUUUGGCUUGUGGAUUAACUUGGGCUCCUCUGGGUUUAAGAAAUAGAGAAUCUAAACUGCACUGUGUUUCAUCUACCAUUGGUGCUGCAAAUCCAAAAGCUUAUCUACUUGUGAGCUGGGGAGAAUGAAUUCGUAGAUGCAAGCUUGUUUGUUUCUCUUUGUUAUUUCUUUUGUCAUGUGUCAUAUAUGGGGAAAGGGAAAGCCUGAAGUUCUGCUUCACUCUGUUCUGAAAGCUUUAUCACAUGGUCAGGCAUAAGACUAUUUCUUGGCUCUGAUCCUUACUGUCCUUCACCCUUUUCCCCUCUUCAAAAACAUUCUGUUUCUGAAGUGAUUUAUUGAAGUUGCUCCUUGAUAGCUACAGCAAGUCAAGACGAUCAAGUGUGCGGACUUAAAGUUUAGAUGUAUUCCCCUUGAGGUUUAAUGCUUCUACUUAGCAACAAAUUGUCACUGUACAACCUAAAGUUAAAGUAAAUCAAAUAAAAGAUCUGGACAGAGGUGAUUAAUCACCUACCUCCAUCAAGCAAUUCAACACUAACAAUCUUGUCAGAUAAUAAUUUCCAAAGCCGUCUUGGCUUGGAUUCUGGAGAGAGUGGUGUGCUCCCUCUGUACACUUCAGGAUGGCAGUGGGAUCCCUCUUGGACUGACCUCUGUUGCUGGCAAUGCAAUGCACUGUUAGUGGUCGUGCACUGUCUCUGCUUGCCUCUGCAGCUGUGGCUAAGGACACAGCUGGCUGGCAUGUUGAGGCAGGCAGUGUUUAAGUGAGUUGUAAGGACACAAGAGAAAUAAUCUGAUUAUUCAUGCUUUAAAAACUUUGUUUCCACUCUUCCUGUGUGAUGAUUUGUUUAGGUUUUUUUUCUCUCAGUCUCUUAAACAGAACUGGAGCUUUGAAACAUUACAUAGCUUUGAGUAUUGUAAGUCUGUAUAGUAUGUGUCUAUAUAAAAUAUUUAUGUGAAAAGGUGUAUUAUAUGUUUCUAUUAAAAACUAGUUGCAAAAAUUAA